Emiliania huxleyi CCMP1516 is the source of this 1539-nucleotide messenger RNA. RefSeq lists its product as hypothetical. The record is from RefSeq and is a predicted model, not a curated record. NCBI's taxonomy places the organism in Eukaryota, Haptophyta, Isochrysidales, Noelaerhabdaceae. The transcript has 6 exons. The coding region runs from base 1 to 1539 and encodes 512 amino acids.
AUGCUAAUGAAGGCCAGUGCAGUCGACUCUGGCACGCCGGCAGGCAAGCGCAAGCGCCAGCCGAUCGAUGUCGAGGUUUGCUGGGGCAGCAUCCUCUCGGGCGGCGCGUCAGUGUGCGAGGUGGUGCCUCCCAAAGGCGGAGCAUUCCGCGAGAAGUUCUGUGCACGGUGCAGGCAGCGAGGCGUGCUUGUCCCCGUGACGAGAGUGCGAGUGCCGGUCGGGACGGCUGAACUCUCCAACCAACGGACCGCCGGCGUGUGGAACAGCCCGUCCCGCGCAGUGCCCUGGCCGGACUACCGAAUCAUCAAUCAGACCGCAGACUGCACCGGCCCGAUCUUGGUUAUCCUGAGGAACGAGUGCUCGGUCCGCCUCCCCAACCUCGCACCUCUGCCAGACCUGCCGGCCAUCACCUCCCUCCCGUGGCCGCCGCCCGGCUUCAUCGCCUUUCGCGUCUCGCGCACACUCGUGCCCAUGACGCCUCUCCCGUGGAGCUUUGUCGUGGAGGCGGAGCGGGUGGCAGCCGCUGCGACAGGCGCCGGGACACAGCAGUACGGCAGCGGCACCGGACCGCCUGCGUCUUCUCCACCUGACGAUGGAUUCGCCCACCUGCCGUCGACCUUUCCUUCGCAAGCGCCCUCCCGGCUGCCGAUGGCGCCCUACCCGCCGAUAGCGGUUACGAUAGCGCCCUCCCUGCUGCCCGCCUCUGCAGCCGCCGCAGCGCCCGCCGCAGAACCCGCCGCAGAACCCGCCGCAGCGCAGCCGUCCCCGCUCGCUGCGGGUCUGGCGGCGCACGAGGUGGAGGACCUGGACGAGCGCCUGGCCGACCUACUCGACCGAGAGUCUGCUGAGAACAUCGCAGCCUUUCUCGGCCUAGCCCCCUCGGCACCGCCCUCGCCCUCGGCCGGGCCGCUCCCCUCGUUUGGAGCAACUUGGCUUUCGCUCCUCGGUGAGGCGACGCACACGCCAGAGGAGCCGCCGCCGCCCAACGCUUCGCAGCUGCUGGUCCCGAUGCCGCGUCCCGUGGUCAGCUUGGGCCUCCCAAUCACGGCACUUCUCCCCGUCGAAGCGCUGCCGCCCUUCGUCGACCUGCUCCGCUCCAACGCGCUGCGCGGCGCGUUCUUCGUGUUCGCGGCCCUCGUCGGCGCCUCCCCCCUCUCCUUCCGAGAAGGCACAGCCGCGCUCCUCGCUGUUGUGGCCGCGUGGCUCGUCCAGGCGUGUGUGCUGUACGCGCGCCUCGGGCGCGCCGACGCCGUGGUGGUCGCAUUGCUGUUCCCCAUGAUGGAUUCAGCUCCCGCUCCCGCGCUCCUGAAAAAAAACGCGCAGACAAAAACGCGGCAUUUUAGCGAUAUGGCCGCGGCUGGCUUGCCAGAAGACGGCCGCCAUCGGCUGACUUGGACCACCAAGAGCUGGCUGGGGCUGCAGAAGCUAGCUACAUGGGAGGGCUUCGUGAAGGAUGGAUUGAAAAACAUUCGAACAAAGAAGAGGCGACGGGAGGAACCGGCGGAGGAUGCAGCGGCUCCAGUGGUGUACCUGUGUUAG